Messenger RNA from Spinacia oleracea (spinach), 589 nucleotides. RefSeq lists its product as uncharacterized. The transcript is spliced from 2 exons. The record is from RefSeq and is a predicted model, not a curated record. Bases 1 to 447 code for a protein of 148 amino acids. NCBI's taxonomy places the organism in Eukaryota, Viridiplantae, Streptophyta, Magnoliopsida, Caryophyllales, Amaranthaceae.
AUGCAAUUAAACGACCGUGUUUCUGGGAAAAAAAUCACAUGCUUAUUCUAUAUAAAAUACCCAUUUUCUCUCUCCUCUAACCUCUCACCAUUUUCUGAAUCAUCAAAAACCUCUCACUCUCUCUCCUCCAUUGAUGUCACUCCUUCUCUCUCCUCCCAAACAAUCCAGCCUCCUCCCCUCCACUUUUCGUCGCAGCCGUCGAUUUUCUCUAGCUACGACCAAACAACCGCGCCACCUCCCAAGCGAGCCACCGCCUUCUCCGCCACCGGCGCUAACGCCUUCUCCGAACAUCGACAAACGCUUCUCCGAACGUCGUCGCUAACGCCGAAGAAAUCUGGAAGAAAAAGUUCAAUAAGAAUGCGACAACAAACGAAGAAGACUGAUUUAGAAAUGGAAGAUAUGGUAUUAAGAGAGGCUGUAAGAAUUGAAGAAGAAUUGAAGGCAUGAGCAACCAAGAAAGAAUCUACAAAUAAGUAAGAAAAAGAAAGAGAAAAGAGAUCGUUGUAGCGAAAAAAGUGAAAGCCGAAAGGAAGGAAGCUGAAAAAUUAGAAGCCUAGAAAGAGAAGAGGCAACAACCACUUAAAUAGAG